This is a messenger RNA of Tetrahymena thermophila SB210, 2802 nucleotides long. RefSeq names its product transmembrane protein, putative. NCBI's taxonomy places the organism in Eukaryota, Ciliophora, Oligohymenophorea, Hymenostomatida, Tetrahymenidae. The transcript has 30 exons. Gene Ontology annotation, cellular component: perinuclear region of cytoplasm; nucleus; cytosol. The record is from RefSeq and is a predicted model, not a curated record. Gene Ontology annotation, biological process: activation of GTPase activity; nucleocytoplasmic transport. Gene Ontology annotation, molecular function: small GTPase binding; GTPase activator activity.
AUGGGUGCAUCAGGCUUAGGUUCUGCUUUAGCAAAUUGCAUUAAUCUCUCAAAUUUGACACUUGAUCUUAAUUCCAAUAAAAUUGGUGAUGAGAGUGCAUCAGGCUUAGGUUCUGCUUUAAAAAAUUGCAUUAAUCUCUCAAAUUUGACACUUUGCCUUUAUCAAAAUUAAAUUGGUGCAAUGGGUGCAUUAGGCUUAGGUUCUGCUUUAGCAAAUUGCAUUAAUCUCUCAAAUUUGACACUUGACCUUAGUUACAAUUAAAUUGGUGCAAUGGGUGCAUCAGAAUUAGGUUCCGGUUUAGCAAAUUGCAUUAAUCUCUCAAGUUUGACACUUAAUCUUAGUUCCAAUUAAAUUGGUGAUGAAGGUGCAUCAGGCUUAGGUUCUACUUUAGCAAAUUGCAUUAAUCUCUCAAAUUUGACACUUGUCCUUCUAUUUAAUGAAAUUGGUGAUGAAGGUGCAUUAGGCUUAGGUUCUGCUUUAGCAAAUGGCAUUAAUCUCUCAAAUUUGGCACUUAAUCUUCGUUACAAUUAAAUUGGUGCAAUGGGUGCAUCAUACUUUGGUUCCGGUUUAGCAAAUUGCAUUAAUCUCUCAAGUUUGACACUUGAUCUUAAUUCCAAUUAAAUUGGUGAUGAAGGUGCAUCAUGCUUAGGUUCUGCUUUAACAAAUUGCAUUAAUCUCUCAAAUUUGACACUUAAGCUUCGUUACAAUUAAAUUGGUGCAAUGGGUGCAUCAGGCUUAGGUUCCAGUUUAGCAAAUUGCAUUAAUCUCUCAAAUUUGAAACUUAAUCUUAGUUACAAUUAAAUUGGUGAUGAAGGUCCAUCAUGCCUAGGUUCUACUUUAGCAAAUUGCAUUAAUCUCUCAAAUUUGACACUUGGCCUUCAUGGAAAUGAACUUGGUUAUGAAGAUGUAUCAGGCUUAGUUUCUGCUUUAGCAAAUUGCAUUAAUCUGUCAAAUUUGACACUUAAACUUGGUGGAAAUAAUAUUCAUGAUGAAAAAGCAUCAGACUUAGGUUCUGCUUUAGCAAAUUGCAUUAAUCUCUCAAAUUUGACACUUGACCUUAAUAAUAAUAAAAUUGGUGCAAUUGGUUCAUCAGACUUAGGUUCCGGUUUAGCAAAUUGCAUUAAUCUCUCAAAUUUGAAGCUUAACCUUCUUGAAAAUGAAAUUGGUGAUGAAGGUGCAUUAGGCUUAGUUUCUGCUUUAUCAAAUUGCAUUAAUCUCUUAAAUUUGACACUUUACCUUGAUUACAAAUAUAUGAAUGAUGAAGGUGCAUCAGACUUAGGUUCUGCUUUAGGAAAGUGCAUUAAUCUCUCAAAUUUAACACUUAUUGCCUGUGGAAAUAAAAUUGGUGCAGUUGGGGCAGUAAGCUUAGUUUCUGGUUUAGGAAAGUGCACUAAUCUCUCUAAUUUGAUAAUUAAUCUUGAUGUCAAUUAAUUUGGUGAUAAAGGUGCAUCAGGCUUAGGUUUUGCUUUAGUUGAGUGCACUAAUCUCUCUAAUUUGACACUUUCACUUUGGUCGGACUAAAUUGGUGAUUAAGGUGCAUCGGGCUUAGGUUAAGGUCUAGGAAAGUGUACUAAACUCUCAAAUUUGACACUUUAACUUAGUAAGAAUUAAAUUAAAGAAGAAGGCGCAUCAGCCUUAGGUUCUGCUAUAGGAUAGUGCACUAAUCUCUCAAAUUUGAAACUUGAAUUAAAGCUCAAUAAAAUUGGUGAUAGAGGCGCAUCAGGCUUAGUUUCUGGUUUAGGAAAGUGCACUAAUCUCUCAACUUUGACACUUGAUCUUUCUGAAAAUUUUAUUAGCGACAAGGGUUCAUCAGGAAUAGGUAUUGCUUUAGAAAAAUUUUCUCAUCUCUCAAACUUGGAACUUGAUCUUUAGGGAAAUUUGAUUGGCGAAAUUGGUGCAUCAGGCUUAGGUUCAGGUUUAGGAAAAUGCACUAAUCUAUCAAAUUUGAAACUUUGCCUUUAUGAAAAUUAAAUUAAUGAUGACAGUGUAUCAGGUUUAGGUUCUGUUUUAGAAAAAUGCACUAAUAUCUCAAAUUUAACACUGGAUCUUAGAGUCAAUAUAAUUCGUGCUUAAGGUCUAUAAGGCUUAGUUUCUGGUUUAGCAAAAUGCAUUAAUCUCUCAAAUUUGGUGCUUGAACUUUAUGGAAAUAAAAUUGGUAAUGAAGGGGCAUUAGGCUUAGGAUUGGCUUUAGAAAAAUGCACUAAUCUCUCAAAUUUAAAACUUUAUCUCUCAGGAAGCUAAAUUAGUGAUGAAGGAGCAUCAAGCUUAGGUUCUGCUUUAGGAAAGUGCACUAAUCUCUCAAAUUUGACACUUGAAUUCACUAAUUAAAUUGGUGAUCAAGGUGCAUCAGGUUUAGGUUCUGAUUUAGCAAACUGCACUAGUCUCUCAAAUUUGACACUUAUUCUGAAUGAAAAUUAAAUUGGUGCAAUAGGUGUAUCAUGCUUAGGAUUGGCUUUAGGAAAGUGCACUAACCUCUCAAAUUUGAUACUUCAACUUGACGAAAACAAUAUUGGUAAUGAAGGUGCGUUGGGCUUAGGCUCUGGUUUAGGAAAGUGCAAUAAUCUCAAAAGAUUAUAACUUAAUCUCUAUCGAAAUUCUAUAAGUGAUGAAGGUGCAUCAGGCUUAGGUUCUGGAAUUAGAAAGUGUACUAAUCUCUCAGAUUUGUAUCUUUAACUUAUGUACAAACAGUUUAGUUUUUAUGGUUUUUUCCUUCUAAUCAACAAUUUAAUUUUGACUUUAUCUUAAAUAUUUUAAUAGUAGCAAUUAAAUUGGUUAAAAGGGUGCAUCAGACUUAAGUUCUGA